UCCUACAUGUCCGCUUAUUCCACAAAGACUCUUUGGUUAUAAUUAUAUCAUAUGAUUCACAAGAAACAAAUUAACAUUAUCUUAGAAAGCAUUGAAUUUAUUAAAAAUGGCACAAACAGUUAAGCCACAUGAACCAAAGACAAAGUCAUUUGAUCUGUUGAGUGGACAUAGCAUUCCUGCUAUUGGAUUAGGCACAUGGAAAUCUGGUUCACAAGCUAUCAAUUCUGUCUUCACAGCCAUUACUGAGGCUGGAUAUAGACAUAUUGACACUGCUGCUCAGUAUGGAGUUCAAGAAGAGGUUGGACAUGCACUUCAAUCUGCCAUGCAAGCAGGAGUGGAAAGGAAGGAUCUAUUCAUCACCUCCAAGAUAUGGUGCACUGACUUGACCCCUGAAAGGGUAAGACCUGCCCUAAACAACACCCUUCAAGAACUCCAACUUGACUACCUUGAUCUUUACUUGGUUCACUGGCCAUUUCUAUUGAAAGAUGGGGCAAGCAGGCCUCCUAAAGCAGGAGAAGUGUCGGAGUUCGACAUGGAAGGAGUUUGGAGAGAAAUGGAGAAGCUUGUCAAGGAAAAUCUUGUUAGAGACAUUGGAAUAUGCAACUUCACUCUUACUAAACUGGAUAAGCUAGUCAAUAUUGCUCAAGUUAUGCCUUCUGUAUGCCAGAUGGAGAUGCAUCCUGGGUGGAGAAAUGAUAAGAUGCUCGAGGCUUGCAAGAAGAAUGGCAUCCAUGUCACGGCCUAUUCACCACUUGGAUCACAAGAUGGUGGGAGAGAUCUCAUCCAUGAUCAAACGGUUGAUAGGAUAGCCAAGAAGCUGAACAAGAGUCCAGGGCAAGUGUUGGUGAAGUGGGCCAUGCAGAGAGGGACAAGUGUCAUUCCCAAAUCAACCAACCCAAAUAGGAUCAAAGAGAAUGUGGUUGUCUUCAAUUGGGAACUUCCAGAUAAUGACUUCAACAAACUUAGCAAAAUACCAGAUCAGAGGAGAGUCCUCGACGGUGAAGACCUCUUUGUGAACAAGAGUGAAGGGCCAUUCAAGAGUGUAGAAGAUAUCUGGGACCAUGAAGAUUAGACAAUAACACUUGCAUCAAGUUACUGUGUUUAUCUUUUAUUUCUUCUUUCCUUUGUUUGCAAGGCACUUGGUAGCAUUAGUUUUAAUUUACUAGUAGUUUAUAAAAAUGAGUUAAGAUAGCUUUUACACAUCAAGGUGCAAGAACUCUGUAAGCACAUAUUUCAUAUCCAAAAUCUAGAGUAUCCAAAAUUUUCAAAGAUUAAUUAUUAUCACAAUGUGUGACUAUA
This is a messenger RNA of Medicago truncatula (barrel medic), 1299 nucleotides long. Its product is annotated as aldose reductase. NCBI's taxonomy places the organism in Eukaryota, Viridiplantae, Streptophyta, Magnoliopsida, Fabales, Fabaceae. The coding region runs from base 107 to 1072 and encodes 321 amino acids. The transcript is spliced from 8 exons. Gene Ontology annotation, molecular function: oxidoreductase activity. The record is from RefSeq and is a predicted model, not a curated record.